Molecule: messenger RNA, 516 nt
Organism: Bursaphelenchus okinawaensis
Lineage: Eukaryota; Metazoa; Nematoda; Chromadorea; Rhabditida; Aphelenchoididae
Source: the annotation of a GenBank genome assembly
AUGAACCAUUACGUACAGCCUUUGUAUUCGUAUCCGGUAAGACCGUCGUACCAUAUAUUGUUGUAGUUUACGUAAAAUUAAAUAUCAAACUCUCUAGUAGCCAUGUAUAACACACUGCAUAAAACAAAAAAUCGUUAUAUUAAUCCACAAGUGUAAGUUAAGAUAAGCAAUGUCAACAUCUACCCUUGCUUGACCAAUUCGAGAGCGUACGUUCCCACCUAUAGCACUUACCGCAACCUACCUUCUUGGCACAAUGUGAGAGACUGUGUUAUUGUGAUGUUAACCUUUGUAUAUUACCUAUUAUUCCAGCCUUCCUGUGUGAAUCAGAUGAAGUUCCACCGCUUCCGCUACAACGAACAACCAUUAGUGCAAUACUACAACAAGUACAACUACAACAAUACAAUUCACACGGAUUACAGACCGCGACUUCAGUUCUCGAGCAAUCACGAGCUGAAGACAAGAUAUCACUCGUACCCUGAACCUUACAGACCGUACGAGAUGAAUUACAUGUUCUAA